Molecule: messenger RNA, 4444 nt
Organism: Scatophagus argus
Lineage: Eukaryota; Metazoa; Chordata; Actinopteri; Scatophagidae
Gene: igf2bp3
Product: insulin-like growth factor 2 mRNA binding protein 3
Exons: 15
Coding region: 596-2347 (583 amino acids)
Biological process (GO): nervous system development; regulation of gene expression
Cellular component (GO): cytoplasm; nucleus; cytosol
Molecular function (GO): mRNA 3'-UTR binding
Source: RefSeq, a predicted model, not a curated record
ACAUAGCUCGCCAGGUUUUUUCCCAACGCCAAUCCACUCUUCCCCUCCUGUUUUCUCCACUCCCCUCUGCUGUCCCCACCCCAGAUUCCCGUGCAAUUUUCCCCAAUCCCAAACACUUAAUUGAGCAAUUGGGAUUCCUCACGUGUGGGCUGAUUUGUAGUUUGAACACGUGGCUCAUUCAAAAAAGCCGGAAUAGCAGAGGAUUUUUUUUCUCCCCCUUCUUCUUCUAGGCUCUAGACUUAGAGGCGGGCGCCAGCCUUACCGUGUGUGACAUUCACUGUCUCUUUGCCAAGGGGUUUGGAGGAAGACACAAAGUAGUUUCUCCUCCUUUUCACCCAGCCCGCCAUCGUUUGGAGACACGAGAUUAAUAAUUGAGCAUUUAUUUAUUGCGCGAUAGAGACAGCGGGGCGAGGGAGAGCAAGCGCACUCUGAAGCUGCCAGUUUAAAUCUAUCUGUGGCUUGAACGACCGGGAAGCACGCCACAGCCACUCCGUAGUAGUAAAGGCGAUUUAGGCUACUCCAAACACUGCACAUCCGUUAGAGCAAAGAACUAUCUCUCCCUCAGCGUAAAGAUUGUCCCUUUUCGGCGCAGAACAUGAAUAAGCUAUACAUUGGCAACGUGAGCGCCGAGGCGAGCGAGGAGGACUUCGAAACUAUCUUUGAGCAGUGGAAGAUUCCGCACAGUGGUCCAUUUCUUGUCAAAACUGGCUAUGCGUUUGUGGAUUGCCCGGACGAGAAGACUGCGAUGAAGGCCAUUGAUGUUCUUUCAGGUAAAGUUGAACUUCAUGGGAAAGUUCUCGAAGUGGAGCACUCGGUCCCUAAACGUCAAAGGAGCUGUAAGCUGCAGAUCAGGAACAUCCCGCCUCACAUGCAGUGGGAGGUUUUGGAUGGUAUGCUUGCUCAGUAUGGUGCAGUAGAGAGCUGUGAACAAGUAAACACUGACACAGAGACUGCGGUAGUCAACGUUCGAUAUGCAGCCAAGGAACAGGCCAGGCUUGCAAUGGAGAAACUGAAUGGAUCUAUGAUGGAGAACUAUGCCUUGAAAGUAUCCUAUAUCCCAGAUGAGACUGCUAGCCCUGAAGGUCCUCCGACGGGGAGCAGAAGAGGCUUUAAUACCCGUGGGCCCCCUCGAUCCAGCUCUCCAGGUCUGGGUGCUCGACCCAAAGUGCAGUCUGACAUCCCACUGCGCGUGCUGGUUCCCACACAGUUUGUAGGGGCAAUUAUUGGCAAGGAGGGCGCCACUAUCCGCAACAUCACCAAACAGACCCACUCAAAGAUAGACAUUCAUAGGAAAGAAAACGCAGGUGCAGCAGAGAAGCCCAUCACAAUUCAUUCGACCCCUGAAGGUUGUUCAAGUGCUUGUACAACCAUCAUGGAGAUCAUGCAGAAGGAAGCUGUCGACACAAAGUUUACUGAGGAGAUCCCACUGAAGAUACUCGCACACAACAACUUUGUAGGAAGAUUAAUCGGGAAGGAAGGACGCAACCUGAAGAAAAUCGAGCAGGAUACGGGGACCAAGAUCACAAUUUCACCUCUGCAGGACUUGACCCUGUACAACCCAGAGAGGACCAUCACAGUGAAGGGCUCCAUCGAGGCCUGCUCAAGAGCAGAGCAGGAGGUGAUGAAGAAGAUCAGGGAAUCGUAUGAGAGUGACAUGGCUGCUAUGAACCUCCAGUCCAACCUGAUUCCAGGCUUGAAUCUGAAUGCUUUGGGGUUGUUUCCCAGUGGAGCACCAGGCAUGGGUGCCUCCAUGUCCAGUGUCCCACCCCCUGGAGCCCACGGUGCAUGCUCAUCAUUCGGUCAGGGACACCCGGAGUCAGAGACAGUGCACCUGUUCAUCCCAGCACUUGCAGUCGGAGCCAUCAUUGGAAAACAGGGUCAACACAUCAAACAGCUGUCACACUUUGCUGGAGCCUCAAUCAAGAUUGCCCCUGCAGAAGGAAUGGAUGCCAAACAGAGGAUGGUCAUCAUUAUUGGACCGCCAGAGGCUCAGUUUAAGGCUCAGUGUCGCAUUUUUGGCAAGCUGAAGGAAGAGAACUUCUUUGGACCCAAGGAAGAGGUGAAGUUGGAGGCUCACAUUAAGGUUCCCUCCUUUGCUGCUGGACGAGUCAUCGGCAAGGGUGGGAAAACGGUAAACGAGCUGCAGAACCUGACCUGUGCUGAAGUGGUAGUGCCCAGGGACCAGACUCCUGAUGAGAACGACCAGGUUAUAGUCAAGAUCAGCGGACACUUCUUUGCUUGCCAGCUGGCCCAGAGGAAGAUUCAGGAGAUCCUGGCCCAGGUGAGGAGGCAGCAGCAGCCCAAGCCCACAUCUGGAGCCCAACCUUCACUGCCCCGCAGGAAAUAAAGAUCCAGCGGACCUGGAGGAAUGGUGACUGAAUCUGCCAGGAGACUUGACAGAUGGACAGAUGCAGCAGAGUCCUGGGGGAGAAGAUGAUGACAAGGGUUGUAAUGUUCAUCUCAGGGGUCAAAGGUUAUCAGAACCCAACCAAACAUCUACCCCUCCUUGUCUUACUUGAUGAACUUUCAAGUGUGGCUAAUAAAGAGGCCCUACGUCUCCAAACCUCCACCCACCUCACCGCUCUGCAUCUUUGCGAGAAUGUACUUCUGAGGGCUCCCAACUACGUCACCUGCCCUCACAUGUACACACCCCUUGACCGCUCUCCUCCUCCCCAUCAUGGGUGUGUUAACUUUACUUUUUUUCUUUUUACACUAGAAACACAAAGAAGAAAUAAGGAUCCCCCUCCUAUCACCUCCUUGGUGUGGUACUUCAAACCUGACAGGAUGUUUUGGUUGACUUCAUAUUUAGUUUUUUUUUUGUUUGUUUUUUUUUUUUUUUAGUGUUUAAUUGGUUGAUGAAGCUUUCUUAUAAGUUUUCUGUGGAAAGGAAAAGGCAUUGCUAUCAAGGUCCUAGUUGGACCGACAGAGGUUUAUUUUGGGGGAGGGUUGGCUCAGAUUGGGUGGGCCAUGUUUCGGGGAAAGAUUCUUGUUUCAGGACAGGACCCCUGAAAGGGUGGAUUAUGUUGGGUGUCCUGCCCUUGUAAUGAUAGUGGCAUUUUAUAAAUUUGGAUGCAUUUUAUAGAUAGACCUAUAUACAUAGAUGAAUAUAUAUUUAGAAGUGAGGGCAGCGCCAUGACUGACACUUAGGGAAACGGUGCCGAACUGCUGCUGCCCUGGAAAACCAAUUUAAUAUGCAUUUUACUUAACUACCUCAGGAUCUAGUACCUCAGAAGAGAAAAGAAAAUGAUUAUAUAUAUAUGAAAAAAAUGUUCCUUUCUUUUUUAUUUUGCUUUUGUGGUAUUUUGUAUACUUUAUAAAGCUGAUAGUCUUUGAACAUUUUUAUUUUUUUAAGAAAAUUUAAAAUUUGGUCAGCUGCCAACUGACCUUGCCUUCAACUCUGGUGCUUUAGGUGGCAUUGUUCAUGUGUUUGUGUGACUUAGGAUGACCCUGUACAUAAAGUCUAUUUGUACAUAGAAGCCCCGGAGCAAGAGUUGGCGCCCCCUCAGCUGGCGGCUGACAGGAGUAUCGAGAGAAAAUCGCCUCAGUUUUUCCCCUGAGGGUCCACCAUCUUCUUGGAGAAAAAAAAAAGUACAAAACAACUAAGACAUGCAAAUAAUGCCAACCGUACAUAAUUGCAGCAAUGCCAUUUAGUUUUGGGAUUGACAUUGUUAUUGGUAAUGGUACUUUAAUUUGUCAAAUUUCCUUUUUGCCCUCCUAGGAGGGCUGUGGUCAGGGCAGUGCAGUGUGGACUGUAGCAGUCCUCUCUCUCGCUGUCCUAGAGUCAGCAAAACGUCUGUUUUUUCUUUUGUUUUCUUUUUUUGGCUGUUCCCAGACCAUUUGCCACCAUCUUAAAUGAUGGUGUCUUAGCAAGGUCCAAGCCAGGCUAGGUUUAUUUUCAUAGAGCCAGCUUUGUCAGUUCGGAGUGGCCCCUGUAGCCAGGCCAUCAAACCAAUGUUAACGUUGUUCACUGCAUGGUGAGGGUAGGGGGAGUCACACUGAUAGAUGCAUUUUUUUUUCUUGCGCUAUACUAAAAUGAUUUAAGCAAAAGACAUUCUCUGUAACCCACAAAUGCUUCAAUUUGUUGUUCAUACAGGGAAAACAAGCCAGAAAAGGCACACUAAAUACUGAAUGAACCCUGACUUGGGGGGAAAAAAAAGAAGAGGAAAGGAAUCCAAAACUUAAAUAUACAAUUUAUUUCAUUUGUCUCUUCAUGCCGAAUGUAAAUAUGUUGAUUGUGGUAAAAGUGCUCGAGUGUAUCCAUGCUUCCACAGUAGAACGCCGUCUACCUCAGCUGAGGGGGUUGGGGCACUAGGCACCCCACCCUGCCCCCACUGAGCGCCAGCGCGCACUGAUACCUCAGUCCCCCAGAACACUUCUUUCUACAUGGGCGCCAUCCUAACACCGCGCUUAACUGAGGGGCACAAGUGAUACUUAAAAUUAUCCC